AUGUUCCUUGCAGCUUUGUCCUUUGCCUACUUUGCCAAGGCUUUAUCUGGCAGCUACAUGAAGAGCACAAUUACACAACUAGAGAGACGAUUUGACAUCCCCAGCUAUCUGAUCGGCAUCAUAGACGGGAGCUUUGAAAUAGGGAAUUUGCUGGUAAUUGCCUUUGUGAGUUAUUUUGGUGCCAAGCUCCACCGACCCAAGAUCAUAGCAGUUGGCUGCAUCUUGAUGUCUUUUGGGACCUUCUUGAUUGCCAUGCCUCAUUUCAUCAUUGGCCGCUAUAAGAUCGAAACAUCUAUUCGAUCAUCAGUGAAUUCAACCAAUAACCUCUCUCCAUGUCCAGCAAGCUCACCUGAAUAAAUACCCCCUUCUUUGUUGUAUAUUUUAGGUUGUGUUCAAACCAUAUCAAUUAUUGGUCCUGUCUUUGGCUACCUGCUGGGAUCACUGUGUGCCAAGAUCUACGUUGACGUUGGCUAUGUGGACAUGGAGACCGUCACCAUCACCCCCGGUGAUGCACGCUGGGUGGGGGCCUGGUGGCUCGGCUACCUCAUCGCCGGUGCUAUCACCCUCAUGUCUGCUGUUCCUUUCUGGUUCCUUCCUAAAUCCCUGCCAAUGCCUGUAGAGAAACACGAUACCAUGUGCACUCCAGAGCAAACCAGGUUUAUCAAAGACUCACCAACCAUGGAGCACAAGUUCAGACCAGAGGAGCCCCCUAAUUUGCAUCUGAUGGCCAACGAAUUUGUGCCCACAUUGAAGAAUCUCCUUGGAAAUCCCGUGUACAUCAUCUACCUGUGUGUGACCAUCAUUCAGUUCAACUCUCUCAUUGGUAUGGUCACCUACAAACCCAAAUACAUUGAGCAGCACUAUGGCCAGUCAGCAUCAAAAGCCAACCUUCUCAUGGGCAUGAUCAACAUCCCGGCCGUGGCCGUUGGGAUGUUCUCUGGAGGAGUUGUCAUGAAGAAGUACAAGCUGGGUAUCAUGGGAGCAGCUAAAUUUGCUUUUGGGACCUCCCUGGUGGGCUACCUCCUGUCACUCCUUUUCUUAGCCUUGGGCUGUGAGAACUCCAAGGUGGCCGGCAUCACAGUGUCAUACACCGGAGCGGAGGACUUGUCUUAUCAGGAGCUCUCUCUCUUCUCUGACUGUAACUCGGGUUGCUUGUGCUCAAGGAGAGAGUGGGAUCCGGUGUGUGGAGAGAACGGGAUCACCUAUGUGUCCCCGUGCUUAGCUGGGUGCACCUCCUUCAGCGGCUCUGGCAGGAACACGGUGUUGGACGAUUGCAGGUGUGUAGCGGCGGCUAAUCCCCGACCAGGCAACUUGACAGCCACUCUGGGCCAGUGUACGCACAGGGACAGCUGUGACAGAAUCUUUCCAUACUUCAUGGCUCUGUCGGUCCUCAGUUCCUUCAUCAUCUCUCUUGGGGGAACACCCGGCUUCAUGCUGCUUGUCAGGUGCAUUAAGCCUGAGCUAAAGUCUCUGGCUCUUGGAAUCCACACACUGGCCACUCGUACCCUUGCUGGAAUACCUGCCCCCAUAUACUUUGGAGCCAUAAUUGAUACAACCUGCCUCAAAUGGGGAUACAAAACAUGUGGCGGAAGAGGAGCAUGCAGAAUAUAUAACACCUCCGCUUACAGGAUCGUGUACUUGGGCCUGACACUGGGCUUAAGGACAGUCUCUUUCUUCCUUUGUAUUCUGGGGUUUGCUCUACUUAAAAGACAUAUUAAGAAGGAGGAGAAAAAUGCACUGACCAAUGGAAAUGCCGAGUUGGAGUCACUGAGGAAAGAGGAGAGCAGCUCCUUACACUGUGAGCAGUUUAUACUGGCCCUGGACUGCAAUCCAGACAGAGAGACUCGCUUGUGAGCACAUCCUCUGACUCAGCUAGCAAAGCACGUCACACGUACUGAGGAACACACACUGUGGACAGAUUUUGUAGCGCACAGAGUAUAUAUUUGUACAGGUUUUGUGUAGUUGUGCAAUAUCUGAAAUGGGUAAAUUUUUUAAACAUGUAUGCUGUUUCUGGACUGUAUACAAGUUGGUGUUUUUCAUGAAUGGAAGACUUUUGUAGAAAAAAAAUUGAAAAGAAUGUAAUUGUGCUGUGUUUUCUGUGUUUUUCGUUUUUAUGAUUAAACUUGAUAAAAUCAAA
Molecule: messenger RNA, 2137 nt
Organism: Stegastes partitus (bicolor damselfish)
Lineage: Eukaryota; Metazoa; Chordata; Actinopteri; Pomacentridae
Product: solute carrier organic anion transporter family member 1C1-like
Exons: 12
Biological process (GO): sodium-independent organic anion transport; transmembrane transport
Cellular component (GO): basolateral plasma membrane
Molecular function (GO): protein binding
Source: RefSeq, a predicted model, not a curated record